AUGAGUGCCCAGGCGGACGUGGUGGGUGGGCCUGCUGCGGGCUCUGCUCACCGUCUGGAGGAAUACUACACAGCUGUUGUCAAGGGAACUCAUCUGAUGAAGUUUGGAAGGCAUGGGGCGCCGAAGCAGCAUUUUUUCAGGCUAGCAGCAGAUCGCCAUUACCUGGAGUGGGAGUCUAGGGGUUCCAAGAAGCGGGUGAAUCUAUUAGUUGUCCAUCGUGUGCUGCGUGGCCAGUUCACCCCUGUGUUCUUGAAAAACAACAGAAAUGCACAAGCCAAGGCUUCACCAGAGCUGUGCUUUUCUCUCCUCUAUCGCCAGAGGGGAGAAGAUCGCAGCUUGGAUCUUGUGUGCAAAGAUGCAGAUGAAUUUGGCCUGUGGUUUAAUGGGAUCAAACUGAUCAUUGAGGACCUGAAGAGCAAGAAGGCCCUGCCUCCAGGCGUACCUCCAGAUGAUGGUGUCGUGGUGGGCAUUCCACAAGGCGCCCUUGGAUUUCCCCCAAAGGAUGCUCCCCCUGGCGAUUGCUACAUGUGGGGGGGGCCACCGGCAGGAGAGGAGCAAGAGGCAAGGGCUGUGCUUGGCGACAACACACCCCUCAAUCUCGUGCUGCCACGACUGGUCCCCUCUGCUGAAAGGCUGGAUAUUGAAAAGGCUUCGUGUGGCCCUCAUCACUUUGCCUGCAUCACAAGGAAUGGGCAUUUGUACACGUGGGGAAAUGGCUCAUGUGGCCGUCUGGGACUUGGCAGUGUCCAGCAUGUGAACACUCCUGCAACUGUGUAUGGCCUUUGUGACAUGGCCAGUGUAGGAUAUAUGUCCUGUGGUGAAACCAGCACAGCUGCGAUUCUCAAAGACGGCUCAUUGUUUACUUGGGGAGGGGGCCUGUCAGGGCAGCUGGGCCAUGACAACAUAACGACACAAUAUCUGCCAAGAAGGGUGGAGAGGGGGCUUUACGGUGUACAUAUUGUUCAGGUGUCUUGUGGACCAUAUCACACUGCGGCCGUGUCCAACCUGGGCAUCCUGUACACUUGGGGUGAUGGACUUUGUGGCAAGCUUGGCCAUGGAGACCAAGAAUCCAAGCACACCCCACAGCCUGUGGAGGCAUUGUAUGUAGGAGAGGUCCAGUGGGUUUGCUGUGGCUGGUGGCACACCGCAGCUGUUGUGAUGGCAAACGAGCACCGGGGAGGCUCUCUCUACACUUGGGGUGGUGAUUUUACCUGGGGAAAAGAUCACAACAGGGGUUGUUUGGGGAAUGGAAGCACAAAUGGGUCAUCAACACCCCAAAGGGUUGAAGGGGAUCUGGAUGAGCUGGAUGUCAAGCAUGUGGCUUGCGGUCUCAACUUGACAGUGGCUCAGACAUCUGAUGGCCUCGUCUUUCAAAUGGGCGCGACUGGUGCUGGUGACACCUUUGUGAAGUGGGAAGGUGCAAAACUCCCAGAAGAGGUGAAAGGAGGUCUGUCUGGGUACAAGGCUGAGGAAAUUGCCUGUGGCCGCAAGCAUGUGUGCGUUGUUGCCACCCCUGUAACAGCAAGCGGCAGAGCAGAUGAAGCCAGGCGCAGAACAGUACUGUUUGCUUGGGGGAAGGGGGACAAGGGCCAGUUAGGCCUUGGAUACACUAAAGACCACACAUCACCACAGGUUGUGGAGGCCCUCACAGCAAGGAGAAUCCAACAGGUUUGCUGUGGGGGUGAUUUCACUCUUGCUGUGUGCCGUUAUGAUGCCCGCAUGGCUGCUGCAGCCUCUAUUAUGGUAGCCGACCCAUUGCCGGCAACACCACAAGGAUUAUCUGCUCGGAAGCCUGGGAAUCAGCAACAGCCAUUUGGAUUCAAGCCAGCGUUUUCUGCAUCAAAGCGAGACAGGACUGGGUCGGCAGAGAGCAAUUCAAUGGAUCCUAAACUUAAGAGGCCAUCCGAUCCUGUGAAGAGACAGGGUAAACAGGUGGUCAGAGCGACGAGCUCCCGAUCGAAGAGCUCUGCCUAUAGCUCUGCUCCGUUCUAUGAGUUUUGCCCAACACAAGCAGGACCAUCGCCUUCCCCUUCACCAGAUCCACACGGUGGAGAACCUGGAUUUGAUGAUGGUAGCAUUGGUACAGAUGUGAGUGUGACUGGUGCUGUGAGCCCACGCCAAGUGACAGCAGCUGAAGUGAUCACACCAAGGCACCACUCCACAUUGAGUGCAGAUUGUGCAUUCCCAGAGUAUGCGGAACCCAAUCCAACUCAUUUUUUUGAUUCAACCCCUGCAGGGGGAGACUGGAGGUUGUUGCCUCAGAGUGCUAGUGGUGUUCACAAUGAGCUUCUCGACAGUGGUGCAAACGCUGCCAGCACUAUAUAUUCAGAUGAAAGUCCAAGGGAACGGGGAAGGAGAGGAGAGCGGGGAAGCUUCAGCGAGAACUCGACGGCAGAGACGUUGGGAACUAGCGAUGGCAGGCCACCAAGAGAUCCCAUCUCAGACAACGAAAUGGAGCCUGCUGAAUGCAGCCCUCGAAGAGCAGAGGAGAUUGGUGGGAGCAGAACUAUUCCUCUGGGGCCUAACAAUGCCUUACCUUCAACUACCAAAAUGGCAUCAAGGGCACGGCUCCUGUCCAAGCGAGCUCAAAUGAUGCAGGCUGCAUCAGAGUCGUGGGGCCGCCCAGGGAGUGUGCAUGCUUCAAGUACAGGGCACUCUGAACCCAUUGCAAUGGACCGGUGGAGCGAUGGGCAUGGAGAGGAUUCAGGCUCAGGGCAGGGAUAUGACAGAGGACAGACGCUCUCAGACUUCUCAAGAGGUAUGUGGGAUCCAAAAGAAAAGGAAGGAUAUGCAAUGGAAAGAAGGGGCCAGACGAUGACAGAGUUUGAGAGGAGAGAUAUAUUUCGACCUCCUGGCUCAACAGGCACUUUUGAACCACCCAAGGGGAGGCGCAGCUCACAUGAAAUGCACGGAGCCAAUGUCACUUACAGGGGUAUCACAAGAGACUCCUGGACACCACGGCCGGUAUCCAUACCUCGUCCUGAAGAUUCGUCACAUCACCAGCAUGAAUUGUUGCGAUGGCGCACUGCUGUUCUGCAAACACUUAGUGAAGUGUCCAAGAAGGAAUGCGAUGGCAAGACAUUUGAUGUUCGAAUGGAAUUGACACCACUGAAAGAUAUGCUCCAAAAGAUGCCUGUGCUUGGGAACUUGUCAGAGGAAAGGGCUGCUGUUGAAAGUACUGGCACUUCGAUCCACCCUGAGGAACCAAAGGGGUCCAAUCUGGCAGAUCUGGUGAAGCGCACUGACAGACUCGUGGAUAUCGCAAAAGGCAUGGUGAAGGAUGCGAGCAAAGUGGAUGAGCAACCUUUGGCAGCCCAAGACAAAGAUGGUGGCAUCCAGACUGUGGAAGUGCAAGAGGUGAAGAAUAUGAGGGAGCAGUUGCUGACUAUGCUUGAGAUUCUUGAGGAUAUGAGGGAUCUCUUGAAAUGCAAAACUGGGAAUCAGCAGCUGCCUGCGGAGAAAUCAGAGAAGACACCUGAGCAUGUGCCUGCUAGUGAGAGUGAAGCUGCCAUUGUAAAAGAUGCUCAAGCAGAGAAGAAAGACCUCAAACAGGAAGAGAAACAGGUCCAGCCAAUGGAGUCUGCUUCAGACAAGGAGGGGCAUCGUGUUGAACGGAAUGCCCAGCAAGAGCCUAUUACAGGCACUCCUGAGAGUGAAGCAGCCCAGGCAGUCGAAGCAUCAGAGGAAGUAGCAACAGAAUCUGGACAUACCCGCAGAAGAUCCCUGGACUUGAUUCGUCCAGGUGACAAAAAUGGCACGCCUGGACAGCAGUGGAUCGAAACCGUGGACCCAGGUGUGUCCGUUAUUUUCCAAAGGGCACCAGGAGGGGUGACGAAGAUUAAGAAAAUCCGGUUCUCCAAAAGGAAAUUCACUGCCGAUCGUGCACAGAACUGGUGGCAAGAAAACCAGCAAAGGCUGGUUCAACAUUACAACCUUGUGCCUGGUGCGAGCCUUGGGGAUCAGAGCCCGUUUGGAAAGGCUGGAUUUGCAGGAAUAGGCGAUACCAUAACUGAUGUGCCCAAUGUUGAGGAUCAAUCUGGACGUGCGGUGUUGCCUGAGUCUCAUGCCCCUGGAUCUGGUGGAGAUUUCCAGGGAAGAGAGAGUACAGCUGCCCAGCCUUCUGCCGGACUUGCCAACUCCAAACCCGGUGCAGAAGAUGAUGACCCAGAUCAGUCUGUUCAGAAUCCGGUGUAUGCUCCAGACUCCAAUACCCUUCCCUCUGGACCUGACAAUUUGACUUCUCCAAGUUUAGGACCAUCAAUGGAGAGUUAA
Messenger RNA from Ostreobium quekettii, 4272 nucleotides. The record is from the annotation of a GenBank genome assembly. NCBI's taxonomy places the organism in Eukaryota, Viridiplantae, Chlorophyta, Ulvophyceae, Bryopsidales, Ostreobiaceae.